CGUGGAGCAGUAACUUUAGCGCUGUAACAGCGUUCAGAAAAACGAUCAGCUGUUCUGCGUUUGAUGUAACUUUGGGACGGAAACAAGCAGCGGGCAUGGCAACAGCUCAGUCAGUGUUCACUUUGGCUGUGAGCAUUCUGCUCAUCACAGAGUUCAUUCUGGCUGAGAAAGACUACUAUGAGAUCCUGGGUGUACCCAAAGAUGCAUCUGACCGGCAGAUCAAAAAGGCUUUCCAUAAAUUAGCCAUGAGGUAUCACCCUGAUAAAAACAAAAGCCCUGACGCGGAGGAAAAGUUCAGAGAGAUUGCUGAGGCAUAUGAAACAUUAUCAGAUGACAAUCGGAGAAAGGAGUACGAUCAGAUGAGGAGCAGUCCGUUCUCUAGAGAGAGUCCGAAAGGAGGCGGUGACCACUUCCAUCAACAUUUUAGCUUCAACUUCAAUGAUAUAUUCAGAGACUCUGACAAGUUUGGACACAAUCCUCAUUUGCAUAAUAAAAGACAUUUCGAGAGGCACUUUCAGGCCCAUGAAGAGGCACGUAGCAGGCACAGGAGGCACUUUCAGAACUCUUUCGGUGGUGACGUAUUCGAUGAUAUGUUUGAGAAUAUGGAGAGGAUGUUCUCUUUUAAUGGACACCAGACUCGGACUCAAAGCCAGUUUCACGGUUCCACCAGGCAGCACUGCAGGACUGUCACACAGCGAAGGGGCAACAUGGUUACAACAUACACAGACUGCUCUUGAGUUAAUGCGCACAUGGAAAUGUCUUUUGGGUGUGUUGACUGAAACUGUAAUUAAUUCUGUUUUGCUUUUUUGUGUUUUUGGAUCAGUUCUGAUGGACUUCUAUAAAAUUGUCUGCAAGAGUCACAUAUUUUUGGGCAUAACAUCCUCAGGUUAGGGAUCCUAAGUCUGACUUUAUACAAAAUUCACCAUUUACAACAUAUUAAUAAUGUUAUUAACAGUUAACAUUAACACAGUGAACCUGAUGACAUCCAUAUGGUUAAAAAUACUUUUUCAGAUAUAUUUUAAAUAUAUUUCUCUCUCUCUCUCUCUCUCUCUAUAUAUAUAUUUUUGGCAACUUUAUAUAUAUUGAGUCUAAAUUUAUUUACUUACAUUGUUCUAAAUGGAUUUAAAAAACAUUUUGCAUUUACUCAAAAUCCAUUUUAAAGUUAGAAAUGUAUUUUCUUGCCCUUGAAGUACAUUUUGUACUACAGUUUGGCAAAAAAAAAAUUCCUUAGGCCUGUAAACAUAUACACUUCUUAGCAUAUAUUUUAAAUAUAUCUGAAAUAUAUUUUGGCCAGGAAAAAAGAUGUGUAGAUAUAUGUAAAAAGAUAUACGUAGACAAUAAAAAGAUUUAUGUAGACAAUAUGGGGGGUUGAAAUAGCACUUUAAUUGUUAAUUAUUUAUAAACUCUUAAGCUAUCCAUCAUUUGUUAUGAAGUCAAGAUUUAGGUUCCUUAAAAGCAUAUUUAAUUUUAGGGUAAAGGGCUUCUGCAUUUGUUUACAUCCGAUGCCUUUAAAACACAUAAUUGCAUUUAUCAUUAAGUGUUUAUCAUAAAGGUUAUUUUGGAAGAGCCUUGAACCUGUUUUGAGACAUGUCAGUGAUCACUAGAAAACAUUCAAAGUGGUUUAGAAGUUAAAAAGUCCUGAAAGCAUGUAAAAGUUUGGUUUGCUUGAUUUUGCACAAUGUCAUUUAAUUACCUUUUUAUGUUGUUUGUUGUCAUGUCCUUAGCAAGCAUUUAACAGAAUUUGUAUAUCUUCCAUCUCGGUUAACAUGACACCAAAGCAAGUGGCUCUUUUGAAGGGGAAUUCCCUUACAUGUGCAAUAUGAUCAAGAUCUUGCUGUUGGGGGAUCCUGUUAGCUGUAGGGCUUUCCUGAGGAAAAAAAAAACACAGCUGUAUAUGAUCAAAUGAAGUGUUGUGCUAAAAAACGGUUGCUAUUUUGUUUCAGGUUUGGUAUCAUGUUAAAUUUCCAUGUAAAUGGAAUGUUUUUGAGCAAUUACCUGAGGCACCAUGAAUAAUCAUUCUUUUUCAUCUAAAUAACUAUUGAAAUAUAUAUAUUGUACACUCCCUGUGGUUCUGUGAAUGUGAAUAUAUUUAUUUGGCUCUCCAAAGAUUUGAUCUAUAGCAAAACACUUGUCAGUUAGUUUAAUCUGAAUACUUCUAUUGCUGUGCCAAUAAACAAGUACCUCAU
Messenger RNA from Onychostoma macrolepis, 2186 nucleotides. It is a transcript of the gene dnajb9b, whose product is annotated as DnaJ heat shock protein family (Hsp40) member B9b. The coding region runs from base 96 to 737 and encodes 213 amino acids. Gene Ontology annotation, cellular component: endoplasmic reticulum. The transcript has 3 exons. The record is from RefSeq and is a predicted model, not a curated record. Gene Ontology annotation, molecular function: protein-folding chaperone binding; misfolded protein binding. NCBI's taxonomy places the organism in Eukaryota, Metazoa, Chordata, Actinopteri, Cypriniformes, Cyprinidae.